This is a messenger RNA of Exophiala spinifera, 1566 nucleotides long. RefSeq lists its product as uncharacterized. Bases 1 to 1566 code for a protein of 521 amino acids. Gene Ontology annotation, molecular function: transmembrane transporter activity. Gene Ontology annotation, biological process: transmembrane transport. Lineage: Eukaryota; Fungi; Ascomycota; Eurotiomycetes; Chaetothyriales; Herpotrichiellaceae. The transcript is spliced from 4 exons. The record is from RefSeq and is a predicted model, not a curated record. Gene Ontology annotation, cellular component: fungal-type vacuole membrane; plasma membrane.
AUGAAGGAAUCCGAAGUCAAGGUGGGCGCCACUGCCACAGACCCUCCUCCUUCCCUCGAGAAUGGCGUUGUUGACGAGAACACCACACGCCUCGGUCAUGGUGAGGUCGAUGUUAUCAAGAUCCAGGAGGGCAAUGCGGUACUGCGCAAACUCCGUGAAGCGGAGCUCUGGCUCGAUCGCAAGCUCAAGAUCGAGGGUAUGGGUGCUGAACGCAUUCCCGACAGCGAGCGACACCCUCCUCAUGUGCUGAAUAUGGUCAUCUUUUGGUUCUCCUUGCUCAUGUCGCCUGGCUACAUCACUCUUGGAAUGCUGGGGCCAACCUUUGGAUUGUCGGUUAAUAAGUCCAUUGGACUGACCGUUAUUGGAGCCGCCACAGGCUCCAUUGUGCCUGCAUUUACGGCUACUCUGUGCCCGGCUUUGGGACUGCGACAGAUCGCCGCCUCCCGCUUUGCAUUCGGUAUCUUGGGAUCGAAGCUCUGUGGCCUUCUCAACAUUGCAGUGAACGUCGGGUUCGGCACCAUCAACUGCAUUGUCGCGGGACAACUAUUGGCAGCUGUCAGUGAUAACUCCAUCACUGAUGUCGCCGGUAUCAUCAUCGUGGUAGCCGUCUCGUAUGCUGUCUCAUUCUUUGGCUUCCGAAUCAUUCACUGGUACGAGUCGGUCGCCUGGAUUCUGAUCUUCGUUCUCCUUCUCUGCGAUUACGGCUUGUCCGCUCGGUACUAUGACCCACAUCCAGGACGAUCACAGCUCUCGGGGCUCGACGAGACCGGAUCAGCCCUGUCGUACUUUGCCAUUAUCUUUGGUGGAGCAGCGGCGUGGUGCUCGAUGUCUGGCGAUUACUACAUACACUACCCGACUGACACCAAUAAGUGGAUGCUGUUCUCUUUGACGUGGACUGGGCUGGCUGUGCCUACGAUCUUCGUGACUGUCCUUGGCAACCUGCUAGGCGGAAUUAUCACCAGUCAUGAAGAUAUGGGAAAUGUGUAUGAUACUGGUGGCUUUGGUGCGUUGAUCGUUGCGACUCUACGGCCUUCGGGGUUUGCAAAAUUCGUCGGGGUUAUGUACACGUUAUCAUUCAUUGGAAACGAAGUCGCAAUACUGUACUCCUCCUCGUUGUCGAUCCAGCUCUGGGGCCGACAUUUCCUCGCUGUUCCCCGUAUCAUCUGGAACACGCUCCUUGCCGCAAUCAGUCUUGGGUUGGCGUGGGGUGGCCGACACGUUCUUCAUUCGAUCAUCAGCAACUCACUCAGCCUUAUUGGAUACUGGACCAUCUGCUUCGGCGUUAUCCUCGCCAUUGAGGUCUUCUACUUCCGUCCAAAGAUUGGUUACGACGUCGAGGGUUGGCAAGACAAAGAUCGGAUGCCCGUAGGCCUGGCAGGAAUUUCUACACUCCUGGCUGGCAUAGGCAUUGCUUUCGUCGGCAUGGCUCAAACUUGGUACAUUGGUCCUGCAGCCAAACCAAUCGGCGCAUAUGGUGGAGAUGUGGGCAACUACUUUGUGCUCGUGAUUGUGACCAUGCUCUACCCAGUCCUCCGAUCAUUGGAGCUGAAGAAAUUCGGACGUUGA